AUGCAGAAAGCCAAAGAAAACAAGCAAAACAAACCUAUAACAGCAGCUUACAGCUUACUAUAUAUCAUCAACCAUAUCUUCCUCCCUCCCAAGCUACCACAAGAGGAUAAUACCGACAUCAUGGAAGAUCUUGCGCUCACAGAGGAAUUUAGGGCUGCGUUGGAGUCAUUCAUGGCCCACCUUCCUCCAGAAGAUCGCUUGGAAUGGGCAUCUUGCGCUAAGAUGCUAAGCAGGAUACUUGAGACGAGAGAUCCAUAUAUCCUUCUAUUCCAUAUUCGCGGUCAGAAUGCUGGCCUCAUCAGUCGUGCAACACCCCAACACUUCGUGUUCGAGUCGUUUAAACUCUCCCCUACCACCGCUGCCGUCAUGGCAACAAAGGGUAGACUUCGACGCCAUUUCCCUGGUCCGGCUAUUGCAUUGGGCAACGAGAAGAUAGCUGAGACUUCUUUUUGCGAGGCUUUGGCAGAACUACUAGCACGGCUUGAUAUCGAUACCCCGAUAGAGUCAGUCCCUGUUGUAUCAAAAGCUGGCUCUCACACCACGGAGAUUCGGGAUACCGUGCAUCCAAAGUUCGUCACGGAGAUGCUCACCGGACAACCCGCGGAUGUUUCUCGCAUCCAUAAGCGCACACGCGAUGAUGUGCUCUGGAACGAUGCUUUGAAACCUUGGCGCCGGUCACCCCUCUGGCUGCUACUUCGCGUCGCGCUACAAACCAGUCUCGUUACUGGACAUGAAGAUCACAGACCGUACAAAUCAUUCAUGGUCUUCUUCAUGGCACGUAUCUUGAAGCGCGCCUUGCAGGCCGCUAUGCCUAGCGAUACACUAUUCGUUAUGGCUACCAAGAUCAGUAGACGAGCAUUAAAGCUCUCUAUGAUAGAUGAGCAGCCCUGGAUGCGAUAUGUCCACGACAUUAUUAAGGCAGCUCAGGCUGAAAUUACCAGCAGGUGGCACGUGAUCGAGCAGAAAACAGAUCCACUUGGGCUACAGUCAAAAUGGAACCCGUCGCAAUUGUCAUUCGAUAAAGAUAUAGGGUUGAGCCUCUUAAGUCUCCAGCCUUACCUCGGUGGAAGACCGAAGCUGGAAGACAUACCUGUGGAUGCUGGCAAGUUCCAGCCGAACUGUGGCCAACGUAUUGAUCAACUUGAGUCAAAGCUUCCUCAGUUCGGCUCGAAGGUCAAUGAUCGUCUGUCACUCAUGGACGUCGAAAUCUGGGUUCAAGAGCACCUAGAUGGAUGGCUAUGUGCCAACCUGACGUUACAAGAUGCCUGCGCACGACUAGCGGGGCUAGUCCAAGCCUACACCAUUGUUGCCGGCCCCGUGUAUGGCGAGAGUGCCGAGGAUACAUCACUAAUGCUGCUUACGGUCAUGGAUAUAUGGGUAGCUCUAGACAAGUGUGCUACUCAUCAAUACCCACUGUUAAAAGAGUAUGAUUCUGGAUUCCCUACGACAUUAUUUGAUCCCUUGUUGCUUCCCAAAAAAAUUCACCUAGAGCGGCUAGUCCGUGUCGAACAACAUAUCAAGCAGAGGAAAAGCGAAUCUACACGUCUUUCUGCUCUUAUUUUUCGAAACAUCAACAAGGCCAACAGCUUUGCUGUCAAAUAUUUUGAGCGUUCAUUCAGCCAUCAAGAGCUCCGGCGCAAGAUCGAGUUGGCAGCAGAGCUCGAACGGGCGCAGAAAAAAGAGGAGCUGACACGUAAACGCGAAGAGUACAAUCGCCUGAUGCGAGAGUCGGACUCAUUGAGCCAUGCGGAGGAGACUGGAUUUGACCGCUACCGCGAGUACCCCAUCCAUCCGUCAAGCUGCUACAAGUUGGCCGCUUCCCCAGACCGAAGUAGAAGCGAAGUGUACCGUGUUCGAACUGGACGUACCAGUCGCGAUAUCCAAGUGGAGGGAUACGACGCAUACCCUGCUCCCCGAGAUAUUUCUGAACAAGAGGACAACGUAUAUUCCCUCAGGGACUUCGACGGCUUGAGAAACUACGUGCAAGGCCCAAUGGGAAGGCUGCAACUUGCUUCCAAGGCGAAACCGUUCAUCGUAGCCCACUACCGCAUCAAGAAGAUUCCGCAAGCAACUAAGGGGAAUAUCUGCGUGAACAACGGCCUGCAUUAUUCCAUGUACGACUCGAAGUCACGGCAGUGGACAACAGAAGCGAGGUGUGAUAUCUGGAGGAUCUGUACUCUGCAGCUCCCAGCUGGAUCUUACAGCAAACUGCAGUACACCGUAGACAAAACCACCCACACGUCAAAUGAGGCCAUCGCUUGGCAGUCCGAGUGCCCGACAGUGCUUAACUUGCAUGAGUACUAUCAAUUUGCAACGUUGAGAUCAGGUCAUCGGCUUCAGUGGCGUAACAUCGCCCGUGAACUGACCGCUUAUAUCCUCAAUUUCAGUCGGGAGGAGACACAUAUCUUGAUUAUCCAGGCAGCCUGGCAGGCCCAGUGCCAGCACGGUACAAGAGCUUGUCGCGAAGCUCAUGUUGACCUCGAAGAAGAAGAGUUUGGAACAACGCUGCUAUCGGUCUUGCAUCAGGCGCUUGAUGCCGUGGAGGGCAACUGGCAAGGCGCUACCGCAGCACGCACUUUUGUCAUGCUUGCCGCCCGGCUCCUCUCCUUAUCCUCGCAUCGUGCAGUUCGCGAUGGCUGUUACUUAUUCUUGCGACGAGCAAGAGAUGUCGCUCUAUGUUGGGUCCGAGACGUGGGCCGCCUGCUUCACGAGGAGCAGGAUCCGGAAGAGCUAAAGGCCAUGAAUUUGCGGACCCUAGAGAUGGCCCUCAUAUACUAUAGCACUUCUGAUGUGGACCAGAUACACCUCUCGGCACUGCUGAGAACAGAUGAAGAUGUUACUGUAAUAAUUGAGUGUAGCAUCAUCAUCCACGAUCGUUGUCCUGCUAUGACACGGGACUUACCUACACCCUUGAGGAUGCUACUUUGGCGAUUUGAGAGGCUAUCCCAUUCCCUUAAAGGGUAUCUGCGCCAGCAAAUUCUUCGCACACAGGGGGGCAUUGACAAGGCCAUACGACGAGUCUGGGCUGGAUACCUUCCGGGAAGUCCUUGGGCCGCCAUCCAAAGCCCCAACCAGCGGUGGGUAAUGACCGAGACUUCCCCCGACGGUGGUCUUACCAUGACAGUGCAUUAUAAUACCUUGGAUGGGAGCCUGCUCAUCAAUGGAUCGCCGCUGACGAGACUUCCCCGACCGUAUGAACUUCACGACACUUAUCGUCGACUUUUCAACGAGAAAGUCCUGGAUGUUGUUCCGUCGAAGAUGGCCGGAAUGAUAUUCGCGACGCGGAACACCGUCGGCGGGCAACAGAAGCUUGUUCAUAGCCUCCUGGCUCUCGCAACUGUCCCAGGUCUUCGAGCGCUGUUGCCUCCUCGGCAUUCGACAUUCCAACUCAAAGAUGGGUAUAUGCCAAUGCGAAAGCGACUCAAAAUUCUGGAGUUCGCCGACCAGCUUUGGCUUGUGAAUGUGGAAUAUCCCGGCCUUUUGAGCCAGCUCCCCCAGUCGAAAUCCGACUUGUGA
Messenger RNA from Amorphotheca resinae ATCC 22711, 3516 nucleotides. RefSeq lists its product as hypothetical. The record is from RefSeq and is a predicted model, not a curated record. NCBI's taxonomy places the organism in Eukaryota, Fungi, Ascomycota, Leotiomycetes, Helotiales, Amorphothecaceae. The transcript is spliced from 6 exons. The coding region runs from base 1 to 3516 and encodes 1171 amino acids.